AUGGACAAUGUAUUCACUAAGCGAAAAGCCCUGUCAACCAUCGCCAAAUUAUUUGAUCCGCUUGGAUUCUUGUCUCCCAUUAUAAUUAUAGCAAAGAUCUUUAUACAAGAAUUAUGGGCUUUGAAAAUAGGUUGGGAUGACUCUCUACCAUCUCACUUUGAAAGUCGAUGGCGCAGUUUUCUAGAAACCCUUCAAGAAAUACCUAAAAUUACUAUCCCUCGGUGGAUAGGGUUCUCAAGUCAACAUGGAAUCGAAGUUCAUGGAUUUUCAGAUGCUUCUCAAAAGGCUAUGACUGCUGUCUUGUAUCUUCGAGUCACCGACUCUGAAGGAUUAACCACUGUCCAUUUCGUAGCAUCAAAAACAAAGGUAGCACCAUUGAAACGUCUUACCAUUCCCAGAUUAGAAUUGUGUGGAGCUGUAUUGCUCACUAAAUUAGUUUCCCAUUUUCUUACGGUGCUUGAAUUAAAGAAUUUGCCUAUAACCCUCUGGACUGACUCCUCAAUUACUCACAUAUGGUUAAAUAAUCAUCCAUCUAAGUGGAAAGAGUUUGUACGUAACAGAGUCAGCCUUGUUCAAGAAACCUUACCCCAAGCGGAAUGGAGAUUCGUGCCAGGCCAUUGUAACUCAUCAGAUAUAGCCACUAGAGGUGCUACCCCCUCUCAGCUCUUAGAUCAUUCUGAAUGGUGGAGCGGCCCUCAAUGGCUCUCACAGGAGAGAUCAGCUUGGCCACAGAAAGUCACGCCAACAUGUCUUAAUGAUAAGCUCGAAGAACACUCCUCUGUUGUACAUGUAGUUACAAGCAGACUACCGAUUCCGCGGUCAAGUCCUCUCAUCCGCCUCACUCCCUUUCUGGAUGCAUUAGGUCUAUUGCGAGUAGGCGGUCGUUUACAAAACUCACUUCUAAACGAGGAAGAAAAGCACCCCUGGAUCUUGCCUCGAAAGUCAACACUGACUUCACUUGUCAUAGCAGACGCUCAUUAUCGGGCAUUACACGGGGGAACGCAAGUUACACUAUCCUUAAUUCACUCAGAAUACUGGAUCAUAGGAGGUAGAGCCCCAGUAAGAUCUUGGAUCCUCAAAUGCGUUAAAUGCACUCGCUUCCGCCAACAACGAGCUCAGCAAUUAAUGGGACAACUCCCUACUAAACGUAUCACCCCUUCUCGUCCAUUCACUCACACUGGCAUUGAUUAUGCUGGCCCUUUCCUAAUCAAGACCUGGAGAGGAAAGAAUGCACGCACUUACAAAUCCUAUGUCGCUCUGUUUGUCUGUUUCGCCACGUCAGCAAUUCACUUGGAGCUUGUAACUGACUAUUCAUCAGACGCUUUCAUAGCUGCUUAUAAGAGAUUUGUGUCAAGACGAGGAAUUUGUUCCACGCUCACAAGUGAUUGUGGCACAACGCUUAAGGGAGCAGAUUCUGAGUUACAAAGGUUAUUCUCACAAGCUAAGCAAGAAUCCUCUAAACUAGCAGUUUUAUUAGCCAACAGCGGUACUCAGUGGCAAUUUAACCCCCCUUCAGCUCCACACUUCGGAGGCAAGUGGGAGGCCGGCGUUAAGUCAAUGAAACACCAUCUUAUUCGAGUUGUUGGCAAUACUACCUUUAUGUAUGAAGAAAUGAGCACUCUGUUGACUCAGAUUGAAGCCGUAGACUGA
Molecule: messenger RNA, 1650 nt
Organism: Cyphomyrmex costatus
Lineage: Eukaryota; Metazoa; Arthropoda; Insecta; Hymenoptera; Formicidae
Exons: 2
Coding region: 1-1650 (549 amino acids)
Biological process (GO): DNA integration
Molecular function (GO): nucleic acid binding
Source: RefSeq, a predicted model, not a curated record